AUGCCCAUACCAUGGCGUGUUGUCUGGCUCGGUGCUGCAGUCGACAUUCCUGUGCCUGAGCGCCGGCAAGAAGCGCAAUUACCACCACUGCCAGCAACACAGCAACAGCGAAACACACCCUCCCUCCCCCCCACCCUGUUGUUCCUCCUCAGCCUGAUCCUCAGCCUCAUCAUCAUCGUCGUUGAAGACACUGCUGUGGCCCGUGACAUGACCACAACCACAACGAUGAUGAUGGCGCAACGCGCGAGUGAUGGCCAUGGCAGCGGUGGUGCUGGCGGCCUCAAGUGGCGGCGACGAUGGACGUGGCUCCUGUUUGCAUUCCUGGGCAUCCUCGCAACUCAAAGUUGCCUGGUCAUGCCCAUGCCCGCACCAUCCAAUGCAUUGUCACGACAGCCGGCGGCAGUGGGGCAACCGCUGCCAUCCACCGCAGCUGCACAAACAUCCACCUCUGCUGCAAACGCAUCUACAACGCCCAACAUCACCACCACAAGCACGAGGCAUCACAUCCCAGCAAACACAACCUCCUCCACCACCACGCACAGCAAUAGCACCACGACCACGACCACGACCGCCAACAUCACCACCACCUCAAGUACCCAGGGCAACAUGACGACAAUUACGAGCACGGCCAAUGCGACCACAACGGAGGACACAACCAAACCACACACCACCAUCACCACCGCAUCGGCACCGUCAACCUCGGCGUCGUCGUCGACCACGACCUCCACGCCGCAGCAUUCGCACAGGAGGAAACGGCUCAAGGGCGGCGAAAUCUUCGCCAUCAUGUGA
This is a messenger RNA of Salpingoeca rosetta, 789 nucleotides long. RefSeq lists its product as uncharacterized. The transcript has 3 exons. The record is from RefSeq and is a predicted model, not a curated record. Lineage: Eukaryota; Choanoflagellata; Craspedida; Salpingoecidae. The coding region runs from base 1 to 789 and encodes 262 amino acids.